Microplitis demolitor is the source of this 1064-nucleotide messenger RNA. RefSeq names its product general odorant-binding protein 71 (gene Obp59a). The record is from RefSeq and is a predicted model, not a curated record. Gene Ontology annotation, molecular function: odorant binding. Lineage: Eukaryota; Metazoa; Arthropoda; Insecta; Hymenoptera; Braconidae. The coding region runs from base 1 to 585 and encodes 194 amino acids. The transcript has 5 exons.
AUGAACACGCAUUAUUUAUAUAUUUUUCCGUUACUGUUAACUUUAUAUCAGAGCCAAGCUCUGAAAUGCAGGUCAGGUAACCAGAAGCUGAGUGAUGACAUACGGAAAGUUAUGCAGAAAUGCAAGCGAAACUCCGAAUCAAAUAGAUUCGGAUCUGAUGACAGUAGUGAUGAAAAUUCUGAGAGCGAUUCAUCUGACAGCGAUAUCUUCGACGAAGAUUUCUUUAAUUUAAAAAAAGAGGACAGUAAUAACAAUAAUAAUAAUAAAAAUAAAGAUAAAGAUUCUCGUGAUGGAAAUUCUGACAGAGGAAACAGAGACCAGAAUGAACAAUCUUGCGUAACUCAAUGUUUCUUCGAUGAAUUGAGAUUGACAAAUAGACAAGGAUUUCCAGAACGUGCUGCAGUUACGAAGAUGAUGCUCCAAGGAAUCCAUGAUCCAAUGGUCCGGGAUUUUAUCGAACAGUCUAUUAUCGACUGUUUUCAUUUUGUGUAUGGUCUGCAUUUAGAUAAAUGUACAUUCUCACAUAAUUUGUUGACUUGUUUUACUGACAAAGGACGCGAGAGAUGUGACGACUGGAAUGAUUAGAUUGUAGGUGUUCGCUAUUUUUUUUCGCACGCAUACGGAUCAAUAGAACGUUUCUUGUUGCACUUAGACAGUAAAUAACAAUUUCCUAUGAUCGUUUUUCGAAGACAAGUUUAUAUUUUUCCAUAAACAACACGUGGUUUGAUUGAUAAUUGAAUUUUUUGUCUGGCUCGAAGGACCAAAAUAUUUUCAAAUCGAGCCGGUGAUUAAGUCUAUAAGUUUGUCAUUGGUAACUGAUAUAACAUAUAUUUAUAUACAUAUAUAGAUAUUGAGGUAUUUUGGGUCAGAUAAACUUGAGGGUUUCAAUAAUUUUAUAGUCGAAUUCCAUUAACUCGGACAAAGUCUACGGAGAAGGGAAAUUUCUUGGAAAUUUCAAAUUAUCAAAUGCCGCCAUCUUUUAAAAAAACUACACGCAUGCGCACUAAUAUCUGCAUCUAGUGAGGGUCAAAAUUGAGGACAAGUUCUGAUUCAAUUUGCUAAGU